Solanum tuberosum (potato) is the source of this 3606-nucleotide messenger RNA. RefSeq lists its product as uncharacterized. The record is from RefSeq and is a predicted model, not a curated record. Gene Ontology annotation, molecular function: DNA binding. The coding region runs from base 857 to 1978 and encodes 373 amino acids. The transcript is spliced from 4 exons. NCBI's taxonomy places the organism in Eukaryota, Viridiplantae, Streptophyta, Magnoliopsida, Solanales, Solanaceae.
UCACACCAAUUGGGUCGGGCAAUGACCCUCUUUUGUUGUUUCUUCUUUCACACAAAGCAUCAAUCACCCACCAUUCACAAUCAUCAAGACAUGACAAUUUGCGUUCUUACCUCUAUUUUUCUCCCAAUUCAAACCGCUACUCACAUGCUUUUCCUUCUCAUCAAAUGUGUUGUUCAUCAUACUAUUUCUUGUUGGCCCUCCAAACCCUUGUGAUCCAAGAUUCACUUUUUCCUCUAAUAUAUAUAUAUACACACACUUAACCUCAUCCCCAAUAACUAUCUCUUUCUCAGCUACCCAACGUGUUUUGUUUUCUUCAGCUUAGUGCCACUUUGGUAACAACUUAGAAUCACCUUUGUUUUUCUUGGCUAAGUAUCAAAGCUGAUGCCUUUAUGAAUUGAUUAAUGGAGCAAAACAAGAUUCUUAUCAUUGACUUUAUAUAUUUUCAUUCAAGUUUUUUUUUUUUUUUGGGGCAUGUUUGGUGUUAGAUUUGAAUGGGUAUUUGAGGAUUUACAUAUCAGACCCAAUGAAUUUGGAAUUAAGUCUUAGUGGUAGUAGUAGGAGUAGCUGUACUGGGUUUUGGUCUCAAAGCAGUGAGUUUUUCUUGUCUGAAACAGAAAUGUUUCUUUUCCACUUAUCUAAUUUUUAACUAGGUCUGAAACAAUUAGUAAUUGAUUUUAAGUUUGUCCAUAUAUUAUCUGUCUUGUUACUAUGUUAAAUUAAUGAUCAAGUGAGAGUUUUUGUACAAAAUGACUUUGUCGUUAGCGUGAUGUAUGUUUGAAUCUAUUCACGUACUAGCUUAAAUUUUGAGGGGAGUAAAGGAGGGUGCGGUAGGCUGUAAAAGUUGUCUAAUUAAGGAAUGAAAAGAGCAGCGAUAUACAGCUGUGUACCCCAAAUGCAGGAUCAUUGGCCUAUCAAAAAGGCUCUGACAUUGUCUGAUGUAGAUAUCACUCAUCCAUUCCUCACUUUGUCUCGGCAACAAGUGGAGAACCACAUUGUGUUGCAUAUGACAACAGAACAACAGGAGCAUUUGAGAGCCCAAGGCCAAGUAGAUUUUAAUGCCCGAGAUGAUGAUACAGGUGAGAUGUAUGUGAUGAAGUUGAAAUGGCGGGGAAGCUAUUACAAUCUGAUUGGUAAGUGGGGCAGAGUUGUACGAGGGAAAGGACUUGAUGUAGGGCAAGAGAUUAAAAUACGUUGGGAAAAUGGGUGCUUGCACUUCUCGGUCCCACAGCAGCAGAUUGUUGCAGUCCCACCAAUUCGGAUGGUUGCAGCACCAGUAGUGCAGGACCAUUGGCCCAUUAAGAAGAUCUUGACACUCUCUGAUGUGGACACCAAUCAUCCAUUUCUCCCUCUGCCACGUCGAUUAGUUGAGGAUCAUAUCCUUGUGCAUUGGACACCUCAGCAACAAGAACAGCUGAGGAAGGAGGAGCAUGUGAAUGUAAAUUCCCGAGAUUAUGAUACUGGCGAAGGUUAUAUAAUGAAAUUUAAGUGGAGGGGGAAUUACUAUAACCUUAUUGGGAAAUGGGGAGCAAUAAUUCGGCAGAAGGGACUUGGUGUUGGGAAAGAGAUCAGAUUGCGCUGGGCAAAUGAAUGCUUGUUCUUCUCAGUUCCCCAGGAGCGGUAUGUUGCCACAGCCUCGGCGAUGGAUAACUGGCCUAUUAAGAAGGCACUUACAUUGUCUGAUGUGGAUACCAAUCAUCCAUUUCUUACUUUGCCCGGUAAGGCUGUUGAAGAUCAUAUUCUUUUUUACUGGUCACAGCAAGCCAGAGAACAACUGAGAAAUGAACAUCAGAUGAAUAUUAAUGCUCGAGAUGAUGACACUGGUGAUACCUAUUUGAUGAAGUUGAGAUGGCGGGGGAGUUACUAUAAUCUCAUUGGAAAAUGGGGAAAAAUCAUUAGAGGGAAGAAACUUCAGGUUGGAAUGGAGAUCAGACUGCACUGGGAUAAUGGAUGCUUAUUCUUCUCAGUUCCUCAGUUAUAGCAUUGGCCAACUUGUAAAUGUAGGUGAACCACCAUAUGGCUUUUCCCAUUUCAACAUGGAAUGUGCAUUGGAAAUUAAACUAUUUCAGGCGAAUGGCUUGGCAGAGCUGGAUUUAAAUCUAUCGAGGCAGCAAGUGACUGACCUAGCUAAAAAUUUAUCAGGCUCUAAAGAUUUCAAAGACAAAAUACCCAUGCUGCAAGAGAAAUCUGGUCAAACGGAUUUUGUCUGGACCAGCAGAUUGUCUCUGCUGAGCCUUCUGCUGCACAUUGCAUGCAUAUAUCUUCUGUUCAGCAAUAAUAACUAGAAGAUUCCAGCUACUUGGAAGUCUUCAAGCCAGUCAUAAUCCUUAAUGAGCUGUUACAACUGCAGUCAAUCCUCGACCUUUGCUUUUACAGAGAAAAGGCAGUUGCUUUCGACCAGAUGUUUAUAAAUUGAUUCUUUCGUACAGCCAAUUGGAUAUUCUUGAGUUGUGGGAAUUCCUUUUUACCAAGAAUUAUGAGGAACCUCAGAGGUUUUGGGCCCUCAAAGGAGGAAUUGGGGAAGUCCUCAGUGAUUUCGUCUAUUGGUAAGAGCACAAUGCGUGAUGUGUGGAUUAGGUGCACAUCACAAGUUCGAACUCUGCCGCAGGCAAAAUCCUAGUAUUUAAGUGGAGAAGGAUUAAGGUACAGGUCCAUUAUCCACCGAACUUCAGACUCUGCACCAGUUGGCUCUCAAAAUAUUUCAGUUGUCAACGAAAAUAGAAGAGAUUUUGGGAGCAUAUACCUUGUGAAAAGGAAGGGUACAUAAUUUGUGCAGUCAGGAACUGGUGAAGCUGGGGUAUCAGAAAGUGACUGCAUCAUAGGAUUUAUUUGCUGUCAUUAGUCUGCUGAAGCUGAAAGCAUUAGACCCGAACAUAGCACUUGAUCAAAUUGCUUCUCUAGCUGCAUGGGAUUUUUGCAUCUGCUGUUGUAUCCAAGAUUUCAAAGACAAAAUACCCAUGCUGCAAGAGAAAUCUGGUCAAACGGAUUUUGUCUGGACCAGCAGAUUGUCUCUGCUGAGCCUUCUGCUGCACAUUGCAUGCAUAUAUCUUCUGUUCAGCAAUAAUAACUAGAUGACUCCAGCUACUUGGAAGUCUUCAAGCCAGUCAUAAUCCUUAAUGAGGUGUUACAACUGCAGUCAAUAUGACCUCGACCUUUGCUUUUGCAGAGAAAGGACAGUUGCUUACCAGAUGUUUAUAAAUUGGUUCUUUCGUACAACCAAUUGGAUAUUCUUGUGUUGUGUGAAUUCCUUUUUACCAAAAGUUAUGAGGAACCUCAGAGGUUUUGGGCCCUCAAGGAGGAAUUCGAGAAGUCCUCAGGGCUUUCGUCUAUUGGUAAGAGCACAACGCAUGAUGUGUGGAUUAGGUGCAUGUCACAAGUUUGAACUCUGCCGCAGACAGAAUCCUGGUAUUUAAGUGGAGAAGGGUUAAGGUACAGGUCCAUUAUCCACCGAACUUCAGACUCUGCACCAGUUGGCUCUCAAAAUAUUUCAGUUGUCAACGAAAAUAGAAGAGAUUUUGGGAGCAUAUACCUUGUGAAAAGGAAGGGUACAUAAUUUGUGCAGUCAGGAACUGGUGAAGCUGGGGUAUCAGAAAGUGACUGCAUCAUAGG